This is a messenger RNA of Closterium sp. NIES-65, 3801 nucleotides long. Lineage: Eukaryota; Viridiplantae; Streptophyta; Zygnematophyceae; Desmidiales; Closteriaceae. The record is from the annotation of a GenBank genome assembly.
AUGGCUUGCACAGCGUCGACCUCCGCUCUCUCGUGCACAGCAGUCGUCGCAUUGACGCCACAAAGCAGCGCGACACGGACCGCUGCAACUCUCAGCUGCAAGAACGCGUUCGGCAGCAGCCUUCGCCUGACAAGCCGAUCGCAUGCUGCGAGGCCUCAGUCGCAGCGCCGCGUUGCCGUGGUGUCGCCGCGAGCGGUGGACAUUCUGACGUGGGACGAGGCGAAGGAGGCGGUGGACAAGGACGGGUACACCAUCGUGGACAUCCGUGACGUCACGCAGUACGAUCGCGCCAGGAUUCCCGGGAGCAUUCACAUUCCCGCGUUUAUCCUAAACACCGACAAUGACGUUGGCACGAUGAUCCGACGGGCGGCUCACACGAGCAUGCCCGGCAAUCUGUACGGGCUGGCGUUCACCAAGCCCAACCCGGACUUCAUCUCCACCAUCCGCUCCAAGUUCUCCUCGCCUGACGCCAAGAUUCUCUUCGUCUGCCAAGAAGGCCUCCGCUCGCUGUCCGUGGCGUCGGACCUGGAGAGGCUCGGAUACACGGACAUUGUUGUCACGGAGGGCCUCAACAAGCUCAAGCCAGGAGUGUUCCCCAAGGAGGGCGAGAGGGAGCUUCAGAACGCAGGAAAGGGAGGGUUUGUUUCCAUUCAGAAGGAAUUCUCCAUCAUUCUCGGGUCUAUCCUCAUCUGCGCCAUUCUCUUCCUCAAGUUCUUCCCAGAGCAGGCUGAGGUCAUCUUUGGCGGCCUGUUUGCUGCGGGCUCCGCAUCGGAGGCGACAAGUCACUUCAACCACCAUCUGGCACCAUCUGCCUGUCUGUGCGAUUUCGGCGAGUACGUGCGAUUUUGGGGAGUGCGUGCGAGUUCAGAUUGGCUCAAGUCCUUCGUCUGGCAGCUGAGUCGCCGUGCGCCACCUCCCCCGGAAGAGUGCCAUGCCACGCUGCAACUGGUCAACGGGCUCCACCUAGCACCGCGGCCACAAAUACCGUUUGCGGCAGCGGCGGUCGCGUUACAGAAUCAACCGGGUAAUGCGGCCGCGUCCUCGUCCGUGCCCAGUAGCCAGCUCUUUGGGAUGCCCGUGCGUGGCUUCGUAGGGCCGCAGUACUCGAACGUGGGAUUCAGGUACGGGUACAUCGGCGUUCAACCAGACCCCAUGGUGCACGCACCCGCAUCUGUCGCGACGCCUCCUGUCGCGCCGUCAACACCAUUCUCCAGCGCGAUUCAUCCGGAAAGCCAGCCAGCGGUGCAAGCCCCGCCAGAAGCAUUAGUUGGCGGUUUGGACACACAGGCGCGAACAGACGGCCCAUCAUCGAACGCGGUUGCCGGUGGUUUAGGGCGUGCGGUGAAUGGUGAACCGGGGGUGAAUGCAAGCGCGCGUGCACAUUCGCCGCCAAUAUGGAACGUCAACUCACUGUUGCCCGAAAACCCCGACGUCCACAUCCGCACCCCCGCGCAUCCGACUGUAGCGUACGCGACUGGUGUAGGUGGGCAACUACAGGGGAACGCGAGGAACGCGGGGCGUGGAGCGGGUGCAAGCGGAAACGCGGUAAGGGGAAGAGGGACGGGUGCGAGAGGGAACGCGGGAGGAGGGACAGGGGAGAGAGGGAACGCGGCUAGAGGGAGAGGUGCGAGACGAAGGGGUGGGAGAGCGAUUGCGGGACGUGGGACAGGUGCUGGAACGAACGAGUAUAGUGCGAACGGCCAGGGAGCGCAUGGGGUGACACAUAACGGCGGCCGGGGUAGCGGUGUUAACGAAAACGGCGGGUCAGGUAACGGGCCAGUUAAUAGACCGCGUAUAAAGAGGCGGAGAGUCGAUGUAGUGCCGCACACGGCACGCAAUGGCUCCCGGGAGGGGAGCGAGGGGACAAGCGAUGAGGAUGACGAGGACGACGCGUACGAUGCGGACGAUAGUUGGAAUGAGGAUGACGAAAACUACCUAACCAACUCGCUGUCCGCGCUCAACGAGGAGGAGGCGGAAGACUACGAACGGGUGCGGGGUACGCGGAGGGACAUUGAGGUCCCUAUCGCAGAUUGGAACAGGCUAGGUGUGGACGACACGCCGGCCGCGAAACGAGAGAUGUGUUACGGAAUCCUCUACGGUGUCUCUGAGGCCACGCUGAAGAAGUAUCGCGGUUGGGCCAACGAGUACAAGCGGUUCAUGGCUCACGAGCUGCCUAAACUGGACGCGGGUAGGUUUGGUGAUGAGGCCGCGCUGAGAAACGCGAACCCCGACGAGAUUGGGGCCGCGCUCGAUCAGAACAUGGGUGGUGACUGGAAGAUGGCGGAGAGCGACGAGCAGUGGUUCCACGGCCCUGAGACGAAUCCGUGGCGCUUACGCAAAUACGUGACCUUCCUCGCGAACGAGACAGUUGCGCAGGCGGACAGGAUGGCCACACUCAAGCGGCCGCAGAAGACCUUGAAGAAGAGACGCCAGUGCACCCCGGCAAUGCUGAUGGGGCGUCUCAAGGCUUUGAACCUGCUCAUCAAGCUGGACGGGGCCAUCUUCAGGAAGCCCGUUCUGAACCUGCUGCGCGACUUUGCGGAGUGUCGCAUCUGGGUCCGCGUUCAAGUACGCGACCAAUACAAGCGGUUUAUCGCGACGGGCAAGACAAACAAGGACUUCUCGCUUAACUACAUAUCUGCUGUGAGGCACAUCGAUUGGACGCUGUGCGCGGUCGGAGCCACGCUGCUGUGGCUGCACUGGGUGUACGACUUGGUUCCCAUCCUCUAUGAGGACAUAGCCCCCCCUCUCGACUUCACGGAACCCUCCACGUGGUACGAUCAAUACCUGUUCUUCCCCCUUCGCGCGGGCAACGAGAAGCAAAUACCGCCCACGACUCAUCACGACUGGGCGGCGAAAAUACUCCAAGACGCGGGAAUCACAUGCUCGCGUGCGGUACACGCGACCAGGGCUGGGGGGGCGCAGCACGCGUCCGCGGACGGAAUGCCUUCGGAUCAGCUGGCGAGGCUGGGGGGUUGGCGCUUCAUCGACGUGAUGACUAAGCACUACCUCACAACCAUUCCAAGGGAGGCCGUGCUGCUGAAGGCGGGCUUCACCGGGGUUGACGGUGACUACUUCCUGGGUCGCGAAACUGUUCCGGUCAGCGAUAAGCUGGAUGAGCUACUGAGGAAGCACAUUUUCCCAUGGGCCGCCGCGGACAAAGGACAGCAACAGUGCAAGGAUUACAACCGCAGGAUGGUGAAAACGCAGAAGCCGGAGAAGCAGGACACCGCGGGGCUAAACAUACUGAAGGAGCUGGAUGGGGACGCUAGGAUGGCGGUCGCGCAAGACCUGGCGAUGUAUUACAUCCACCAGCCGCGACACCCGUACGUGGUCAACAAUCCGCUCUGCCAGACGGAGGAAUUUGCGUCGUGGGCUGCAGAUGUCUCAUUGGCAAAUCAACUCGCCAUAGUACAGCGCAACACACCUACACUGACCCAGCCCGCACCCCGCGGCGCAGUUACGCGAAUGGCCGCGCUCAUUGGGGAGGAGGGAGGCGGUCAGAACGCGAUAAACCGUGUUAAGCGAAUCAUGAACUUCAUCGCCCACAGGGUGGAGCAAGGAGACGACAUCGCGGUAGUGCUCGACAAGCUCGACCUCAUGUCAGGUGCUGUGGGCAUGUCGGGUGUAUCGGAAGGGGUCGCGGUAAAGAAGAAGAGUGUUGACCUGGAACUGAGCCAGCUGAAGAAAGGUUCUCCGAUGGAGGUGCAGUUGCGUGUGAAAUGGAUGCUUGUUCGCGACCGUCUCAUCAAUGCCUCACUUCCCGCUUCUGAGUUCACAGUCGCGUGGCCCCAGUACUGA